Molecule: messenger RNA, 570 nt
Organism: Phaeoacremonium minimum UCRPA7
Lineage: Eukaryota; Fungi; Ascomycota; Sordariomycetes; Togniniales; Togniniaceae
Product: putative cytochrome c oxidase polypeptide iv protein
Exons: 4
Coding region: 1-570 (189 amino acids)
Biological process (GO): mitochondrial electron transport, cytochrome c to oxygen
Cellular component (GO): mitochondrial envelope
Source: RefSeq, a predicted model, not a curated record
AUGUUCUUGCAACGCUCCGCCAUCGCCGUCACCCGCCGGGCUGCCGUGUCCCCCGUGCUGAGACGCAGCUUCGCUACCACCCUCCUUCGCCGCGAUGCCGUUCCGGAUGCCGCGAAGCAGGACACCAAGCUGAAGGCCCUUGCCGAUAUCAAGACUCGCGAGGAUCUUCUGGGACCCGGCGCCAAGCCUGGCACUGUUCCCACAGAUAUCGAGCAGUCCACCGGUAUGGAGCGGCUAGAAAUCUUGGGCAAGAUGGAGGGAGUUGACAUCUUCGACAUGCGACCUCUUGAUGCAUCCCGAAAAGGCACUGUGGAGAACCCAAUUCUGGUCCGCUCUGCUGGUGACGAGCAGUAUGCCGGUUGCACCGGCAGCCCGGCUGACUCCCACAACGUCAUCUGGCUCGGCAUGUCCCGUGAGCGGCCGGUCGAGCGAUGCCCCGAGUGCGGCAGCGUCUACAAGAUGGAGUACGUCGGCGCGCAGGAUGAUGGUCACGACCACGGCCACGACCACCAUCACGGGUACGAGGAGCCCAAGACAUUCGCCAACUUUGUCAAGCCCCAGUAUUGGUAA